This is a messenger RNA of Aureobasidium musti, 333 nucleotides long. Lineage: Eukaryota; Fungi; Ascomycota; Dothideomycetes; Dothideales; Saccotheciaceae. The record is from the annotation of a GenBank genome assembly.
AUGUAUUCGCGUCACCUUCUCCGUUCCACCCGCCUGCAGCGUCUGCGCUCAUUCCCUCCCACCUUCCGCACCUUCAGCGUGUCUCCCUUCCGCAGCAUCAAGGAAGACGCCUCUCGCUCCNNCCCCGAAGAGCUGGAGAAGACCAAGCAAGAGCAAUUGAAGGCACAAAAGCAGGGCAAGGCGCAAUGGAACGAGAACCUGGCUUCUGCGGGUGAAGCUUCGAUUACCGCAGACAGAGAGAAUGUCAAGGAUCACGAUAGCCACAUGGAGGAUUUGCAGAAGGAGACGGCCGGACAGGCGGAGAAGGAGCAUCCUCAUGGAAAGAAGGACUAA